Messenger RNA from Purpureocillium takamizusanense, 880 nucleotides. RefSeq names its product GAL4 enhancer protein. The record is from RefSeq and is a predicted model, not a curated record. Gene Ontology annotation, biological process: proton motive force-driven ATP synthesis. The transcript is spliced from 4 exons. NCBI's taxonomy places the organism in Eukaryota, Fungi, Ascomycota, Sordariomycetes, Hypocreales, Ophiocordycipitaceae. Bases 40 to 561 code for a protein of 173 amino acids. Gene Ontology annotation, molecular function: proton transmembrane transporter activity.
CAUCCUCUCCUCUCCACGAGACCCCCAGACAUCAUCAAAAUGGCCACGCGAAGCGCCGCCCUCAAGCUCGACUGGACCAAGGUCACCAGCUCGCUGGGCCUUCGCGGCCAGACGGUCGCCUCCCUGCAGGCCUUCAAGAAGCGCAACGAGGACGCCCGCCGCAAGAUCGCCCAGCUGCAGGAGCAGGCCACGACGGUCGACUUCGCGCAGUACCGCUCGACGCUCAAGAACCAGGCCGUCGUCGACGAGAUUGAGAAGCGCUUCAAGGCCUUCAAGCCCGUCACAUACGACGUCAGCCGCCAGCUCAAGGCCAUCGAGGCCUUCGAGGUCGAGGCCGUCAAGAACGCCGAGGCCACCAAGCAGGUCGUCGACCUGGAGCUCAAGGACCUGGCCGCCACGCUGAAGAACAUUGAGGAGGCUCGUCCGUUCGAGGACCUCACUGUGGACGAGGUUGCCGCCGCCGAGAAGUCGAUCGACGAGAAGACCACCCAGCUCAUCUCCAAGGGCCGCUGGAUGGUGCCGGGAUACAAGGAGAAGUUUGGCGACCUGGCCAUUGUGUAAUCGACCCAAGCGUCACGUUACCGGAAUUCCCUUUGUGUACUCUAGCAUUGUAGAUACAAGAACUCGAGGCGGCAGACGUCAGUCUCCGCUAUACCCAAUCCACCGAAACUUUUCUGUGUGUAGAGACGCUUUGGUUCAUAAUUUGGUGCAACUAAAUGUUUACCAUGGUUGGACGCGCAUGCGGUGGAAGUGAAGCCGGAGACCCGGCGACACUGGAGGCAGUGUCGGCUCCUGGCGUCCGCGUAUAUUGCGAGCGGAAAGAACGUAGACAGGCAUCUUCAAACAGGAUGCAGAGGAUUACCACAACUAGUCAGUUUGA